This is a messenger RNA of Alternaria novae-zelandiae, 519 nucleotides long. RefSeq lists its product as uncharacterized. Bases 1 to 519 code for a protein of 172 amino acids. Lineage: Eukaryota; Fungi; Ascomycota; Dothideomycetes; Pleosporales; Pleosporaceae. The record is from RefSeq and is a predicted model, not a curated record. The transcript has 3 exons.
AUGCGUUUCUCAACCAUCGCCGCAACCGCCCUCUGUCUCGGCUACAACGCCAUGGCCCUCUCCCUCCCUGAGCGGGAGGCUCUGCCAUCAUUGAGCGAGGAGACACAGUCUAGCGACGACCUUGCCAAACGCCUCACCAUCGAAGAGCAAAUCGCCAUUCUGGGCGCAGGCUCCAUGGUCGCGCUCAACGUGAACGCGAUUGCGACUUACGUUUCGAACCUCAUGAAGGCGCAAAGCGAGGCCAACACUUGUGGUGUCAUCUCUGGCGCUGUUGACGGCGUAAACUACCAAUACCACGCGGCAACAACCGGAAAAAACUGCGACACAACCGCCGAAGUCAAAACCAUGAAAGACGCCGUGACGCGCGGCCUAGAAUUUAUGACGAACAACAACAUCAACCAGGCGUGUUUUAACAUGCAGCAUGGCGGGACGUGGAGGGGAUUGCUGCAGUUGGCGAGUGGUGAUCGGCAGAUUGUUAAUGGGAAAUGUGAUAGUGUUACUUAUACGUUGACUGUGUAG